Messenger RNA from Capra hircus (goat), 1674 nucleotides. RefSeq lists its product as uncharacterized. Lineage: Eukaryota; Metazoa; Chordata; Mammalia; Artiodactyla; Bovidae. The coding region runs from base 1 to 1674 and encodes 557 amino acids. The record is from RefSeq and is a predicted model, not a curated record. The transcript has 11 exons.
AUGAACACACUCUCAGCUCCCAAAUCUGCUUCCUGUCCGGUGGGACCUGUCCCCUCAAGUGAUCUAGGACCUUUCCAGGGCCAGAGCAACCUGUGGCCAGCAGUGGGCAGUGAGGCCCAGCAGUUUGAGGCCCAGCUGGAGGUGAAACUGGUGACAUCGGGCAGCCCUGUGGUCCUCACCGGAAACCUCAGCCGGCAGGCGGGCAGCCGGUUGGCCUUCUCUGUGUCACUGAGCAACCUGUUGGGUGAGGAGGCCCGCGUGUCAGCGCUGCUGGAGAAGAAGGUGAAGGACGGGCUGCAGGUGGUGUCCCUGGGUGGUGAGCUCUUUGUGCCAGGGCUUGUGGGGCUGCGUGUCCUGGGCCAGCUGCAGCGGCAGGGCCACCUCUGGACCAGCUACCUGAGGAUCAAGUACGGCCUCCGGGGUCAGGCCAAGCAGCUGGCUCAGGAGUGCAGCACCAGCCAGAAGCUAUGGACAGAGAGCGGCUCAGAGGCCUCCUACAAGCUGGAGCUGAACCACGAACUCCACUGCACACAGAUCCCAGCUUUCAGUCACAAGGUCCAGCUGCGGCACGAGGAAGGCUCUGGACACCUGCACUGGGCGCUGGAGGCGAGCUACGGGAAGCACUGGGAUGACAGCCGCAACAGGAGGCGCCUCCGCCUCCUCCACACCUUCCAGAAUGACUCGGGCCCGGCCCUGAGCAAUCACUUCCUGGAGUUUGUGCUGCAGGUGCUGGAGAGGCAGUUGGAUUACCGAAUGCAGCUGCACCACCUGAGCCUCUGCCAUCCGCACGUGGAGACCAGCACACACCUGAAGGUGCAGUACAACGGGCGGCUGCCCUUCGUGGCGGGCUUGCGGUGGAAGGACACGUCCAGGGCUGCCCUGUGGCGGUGGGAAGGAGCCUUGAACCUGAAUAGUCCCUGGCUGAUGGUCUCCAUGGCUCACAGGCUGUACUGGCCUAAUCGAGCCAUGUUCCAGGCUGUGUUGGAGCUGACGCUGGGCAAGGCCUGGACCCUGAAGAAUUUGGUGGUGAACGUGGCCUGCAGGGGCCAGGGCCUCCAGAGGCAGGGCAAGAUCCACGUCUACACCCCAGCUACCACCUACCUUCGGGUUUCCACGGUGACAGCCUUGGCACAGAGCCUCUUUAGCAGCCAGAGUGAAAUAGAAUCAGCCUGGAGCGAAGCGGUGCAGAGCAAGAUUCAUGCUGAGAACAGCCGAGACCGUAAGAUCCUGCACUGCUGGUUGAAGGGCCCACAGCGGGAGCUGAACCUAACGGCAGCCUACAGGCACACGGAGCAGCCAUGGAAGAGUCAUGUAUCGCUGACGGCUCUAGGGACCGGUGCCAGGGGCCAUCCUGAGGGCCUGCAGCUGGAGGGCAGCCUGGAGGAGCUGGUUCGAGACAGGAGCUUGUACCGGAAGCAGGGAACCUUCUUCCUUGUGCACCCCUGGACUGUGCCCCUCCCGCAGCGCAUCCUCCUGCAGGAGACCUUCACGGCCGACAGGCGGCACCAGCGUUACUCCCUGGAGAGCAGGGUGGUCCUGGGUGCCCAGGAGGAGACCCUGCAGACCGUGGUUCUCGGCUACCAGGCCGGGCACCCCUAUGUUGCCACCUUCUCUCAACUGGACGAAGCAAACGGAGAAUUCCGGCCCGAGUUUUCUGUUCUGCUGUCUGCCUAA